This is a messenger RNA of Spirodela intermedia, 555 nucleotides long. The record is from the annotation of a GenBank genome assembly. Lineage: Eukaryota; Viridiplantae; Streptophyta; Magnoliopsida; Alismatales; Araceae.
AUGUACCCUCUUGUGCCCCUCGCUCUGGAUACCUCGAACUUACCCCGGCAAGCGUCUCCUCCGCCGGCCCCCGUCUCUGCAAGUUUGGACAUCCCAAAAUCGGCCAGCUUCGGUCGGAAGUGCUCGUCCAGAAGGAUGUUUUGAGGUUUCACGUCGCAGUGGAGGACCCACUCCAGGCAUUCCUCGUGCAGGUACGCGAGGCCCAUCGCCGUCCCCACUGCGAUGGAGUACCUCUUCUCCCAGUCCAACACCUUGGUGGCAUCGGAGGAGAAGAGGAGCUUGUCAAGGGAUCUGUUCUCCAGGUACUCGUAGACCAGGAGGCGAUGCUUGCCCUCGGCGCAGAACCCCAACACUCUCACCAGGUUUAUGUGGUUGAUCCUCCCGAUGACGGCGACCUCCGCCCAGAACUCGGCCUCCCCUUGGGUGACCCCAUCGAGCCUCUUAACGGCAACCGCCGUCUUGCCGUCUUCCAACAGGCCUCUGUAGACCUGCCCGAAGCCUCCCCUGCCGAUUUCCUCGCUGAAAUUUGUCGUCGCUUUCUUCAACUCUGUAUAG